Gopherus flavomarginatus (Mexican gopher tortoise) is the source of this 1901-nucleotide messenger RNA. RefSeq names its product MARVEL domain-containing protein 3-like. The coding region runs from base 36 to 1019 and encodes 327 amino acids. The record is from RefSeq and is a predicted model, not a curated record. The transcript has 3 exons. Lineage: Eukaryota; Metazoa; Chordata; Testudines; Testudinidae. Gene Ontology annotation, cellular component: membrane.
UACUUCAGCAAGAAGAAAUACAUGUGAGAAACAAGAUGUCUCAUGCUGAGAAACCUCACCGCGAUAAGCAGCACCGAUAUUAUGAGAGCCACGGAUCUGACAGACACCAUGAGGAGAGAAGGGCUAAAAAGCCAGACCCAUCCAAUAGAAGGUCAACACAAGAGAUUCCUGGCAACCAACACUCCAGACCUUAUACUGCUAAUUCAGACCUGUACCAAAAAAACAACCUACCAACUCAUGGAUAUGUCAAUUCUCCACCAAAUUAUGAUCCCGAGAAAAAGACCUUUUCAGAGAAAUGUAAUAACCUAUGCUCAAGGAGAGGUAUUUUGAAGUUUGUUGAAAUCACUGUCAACAUUCUAGUGCUGAUCUGUGUUGGAGCCUCCCAUGCAGCUAUUGCUGGCUAUGGUUCUAUGGGAGGUUUGGGAACGGGCUCUUUCAACAUUGGUUCGUUUUACAGCCCAUUUGAAGGAACUGAGUUCCAGGAGGUGCGAGACUUGGACAUGCAGUUCAGCCAGAUGAGAGCUCCUUGUGUGUAUGGGGGAGUAGUCUUCAGCCUGACAUUAGUAGCACUUACACUCCUGUUCCUCAUCGUUGGGGCAAAACCCAUUGAUCGACUCUCUGUGAAGAUGCUCAUGGCAGAAUGUGCCUUUGAUGCGCUGGCUUGUAUGGGGUAUAUUGCAGCUGUUGGCCUUUACUUACACUUUAUCAUCCAGGUGAACGCCACAGACACAUGCAAGAAGAGGGAAAGACUGUAUGCGCGCCGUGGAUACACCUGGAUGAACUGCGAGGUUCAGGGGGGUGAUGCAGCUGUCAGCCUGUUUGGCAUCGUUGCUGCUUGUUUGUACUUCCCAAGUUUUGUGAUCUGUGCACUCACCAUUCGAAAUGUACAGGCCUUUCGGAGCCAGAUGACCAGGACUCAAUACAGCCUUGAGAACAGCUACAGUGAGAGAGAAUACCAAAAGGACUACAGAGGCCCCGAAAGCACUCACAGUGCACAGGCUGUAGCAACACUGGUGUAGAAUCUGUCAUGGAACUCAUUGCAGUGGCAGGGAGCAUCAACUCCAGUGAUGGGCAGGCACUGGAUCUGAUAUUUUUAGGAUUUUCUUUAAAUACAGAGCAUCUGUAUCAUACGGACCAUAGUGUACACAUGUACAGCAUUAAUUGUCAAUUUUAUGAUGGACUAAAGUCCUGAAUGUAAUAAAAUUUACUUUGUCACAGUAAAUUUUAAUUUUAGAUGGUUACACCAAUUACUUAAGUCUAUUUUCAAACGUAAAUAUAUAUUUGUUUUCAACAGUUCAGCCCUGCUCAGAGCAGGUCCAACUGACUCUAGUAAACACCAGCAUGUUAACAUUGGGGGAGCUGAACUAGUUAACAAUGGUGGGAAUUAUUAUUAAUUAUUAUUUUUUUAGUUUCCUUUGGAUAGAUAUAACUCCAACUAGGAGUAUGGGAAUUUCAUUUCUUCUUCCCCUCCAGUUGGCCAGCCAAUAUAAGAGGUUAAUAAUCUAUGAACACUCACAGCUAAUGGAUUUAGGCCCCUAUUCAGAAAGGUACUUAAGCACAUGCCUAACUUUAAUUUUGACUUCAGUGGGUCUACUAACAAAGAUAAGAACGUUUCUAAGGAUCACACUGAAUCAGGGCCAAAACUACAACUCUGCUCCCUUGCCUGGGUUGCUACCAUGCUACUAAUCUAGGGAAAGGCUUUAAACUCCCACUGUUGAUCCCAAGUCACCCAUACUUACCCACCCUGAUCCCACUGCUCCCUGAGGAAUUUUGCAGACAAGCGUUAACUACAGUUCCAAACAUAAUGGUUUUUUAUGUCCAUGUAAUUCUGAACCUAGUGGAGUUAAUCUGAAUUUACCAACUGUGAAACAUCAGAACUGGGCCCGAUAGAUCUGAGUCAG